Molecule: messenger RNA, 675 nt
Organism: Hyaloperonospora brassicae
Lineage: Eukaryota; Oomycota; Peronosporomycetes; Peronosporales; Peronosporaceae
Source: the annotation of a GenBank genome assembly
AUGACAGCGACGGCCGACUUCCCGGCCGAGUUCUUGUCGCUCGGAGCGGACUUUGUUGACAGUAAAAUGGCCAUCAACAACAGCAUCAGUGACAUGCUACGUAGCCGACCCAGUGCAGGCAGUACCGCUUCGCAGAUCGCCCAAGCGCGAGUGGCCGAAGCUCAGCGCUAUAUCAAACUCAUGACUGUCGAAGUGCGAGGCCGACCGCUGCAAUUGAAGAAAGCCAUGCAAACAAAGAUAAACUUGUAUCGCGAGGAACUGCAGGGACUGAAGCGGGACGUGGAGCGCGCGCAGCUAAUGGCUCAAAAAGACAAAGCCGUUACAAAUAGCACAGGAAAUCACACGUCGCAGUACGAACGCCUGAUCAAGAACAACGAUCGACUUGCCCAGUCUUCCAAGAAACUAGAAGAGACGCAUCGGAUCGUUGCUGAGACGGAAGAGGUUGGGAUCAGCGUACUGGACACAAUGGCACAGCAGCGCGAGAGCCUUCUUGGAGCUCACGAAAACGUCCGCGAGACAGGGGCAAUGACAACCGAAGCACGGCGGAUUCUGCAACGCAUGACGCGCCGGAUCAUCGCCAACACUAUCGUGCUGUACACAACCAUCUUCGUGCUCAUCGCUGCUAUUUGCUACGUGCUGUACGCCGACUUUAUCCGUGCCGCCCGCUUGUUCUAA